GAAGACCAAAAGAGUAUCAAUAGACCUAGGCUUGGAGAAGAGUGCUGGCUUUGGCACUGCCAAAAGAGAAGCACUCAUAACAGUUUCGACGUGUGAUAGCAAAGAGAAGAAACAGACUGGAUAACACAACAGAUGUAUCACCAACAUCAGGGUCGGAGUGACCUCUUCACUACUAGGACAUCCUUUCCAAUGGAGCGGCAUCUGUUUCUGCAUGGAGGAAAUACACAAGGAGAUUCUGGGCUGGUUCUCUCAACUGACGCUAAACCUAGGUUGAAAUGGACACCUGAGUUGCAUCAGCGAUUUGUAGAUGCAGUUAAUCAAUUAGGUGGAGCAGAGAAAGCUACUCCAAAAACAGUCAUGAGGCUCAUGGGCAUUCCAGGACUCACCUUAUACCAUCUGAAAAGCCAUCUCCAGAAAUACAGGCUCAGUAAGAAUCUCCAAGGUCAAGCUAAUGUUGGGACAACAAAGAAUGCCCUUGGAUGUACAGGUGUUGCUGAUAGGAUUCCUGGAACAAGUGCAUUAGCGAUGGCCAGUGCAAGCGCCAUUCCACAGGCAGAGAAAACUAUUCAAAUCGGUGAAGCACUACAGAUGCAAAUUGAGGUGCAGAGGCAGCUAAAUGAACAACUUGAGGUACAACGGCAUCUACAGCUGCGGAUAGAAGCCCAAGGGAAGUAUCUGCAGGCAGUUCUUGAGCAAGCUCAAGAGACCCUUGGGAAGCAGAACUUGGGCCCUGCAAGCCUGGAAGAUGCAAAAAUAAAAAUAUCAGAACUGGUCUCACAAGUUUCAAAUGAAUGUCUCAGCAACGCAGUUACAGAAAUAAGAGAAAGUUCAAGUAUACACAGACUAGAGCCAAGGCAAAUCCAGUUUGUUGAAAGUUCAGCCAAUAACUGUUUGACUGCAGCUGAAGGAUUCAAGGAGCAUAGGCUACAAAACCACGGGGUACUCAAAGCAUAUGAUGAUAGUACAUUAUUUUGCCGAAAACAGUCCCAAGAUCAAGAAUCUCAAUAUUCCCUUAACAGAAGCUUAAGUGAGCGUAGAAUGGGUCAUCUGUAUAGCGGUAAACAGUAUCACAAAUCAGAGGGAAGUGACAGUGAUACAGAGGUUCUACAUGAGUAUAUCACGCCUCAAAAGAAUGGCGGAGGCAGCACAACCAGUUCAACAUCAGGAAGCAAAGAAAUAAAUGUAGAGAAGCUAUAUCUUGAUGAACCAAGCUGCAAAAGACAAACAGUUGACUAUCAAAGAGAAAGCAAGCUACUAGAUUUUGAUCAACAAAGUUCAGGGAAGAAUCUUGAUCUAAAUACUCACAAUAUAGAUGAUAACGAUCAAGGUUAUAGACAUUUUGACUUGAACGGCUUCAGCUGGAGUUGAUUAGCUGACAAUAUGUAAUACAAUCAAGGAGAAGAAAUGAGCUUACAAAUAAUUUCUUCCAAAGUUAUAACUACUUUAAUUCUGUAAAUACAUUAUGUAGGCCGGGAAAGAUUGUAGCUAUCUAGAGUUGUACCAUAGGUUAUAAAUAAUUCAAUGAUGUAUGAACAAGCUAUUGCAAAUGUUGAGUUGUACCACAGGAUAACUAACGGAA
This is a messenger RNA of Oryza sativa Japonica Group (Japanese rice), 1579 nucleotides long. RefSeq names its product myb-related protein 2. The record is from RefSeq and is a predicted model, not a curated record. Gene Ontology annotation, molecular function: DNA-binding transcription factor activity; DNA binding. Lineage: Eukaryota; Viridiplantae; Streptophyta; Magnoliopsida; Poales; Poaceae.